This is a messenger RNA of Saccharomyces eubayanus, 1401 nucleotides long. It is a transcript of the gene EUC1, whose product is annotated as Euc1p. The record is from RefSeq and is a predicted model, not a curated record. The transcript has a single exon. Lineage: Eukaryota; Fungi; Ascomycota; Saccharomycetes; Saccharomycetales; Saccharomycetaceae. Gene Ontology annotation, biological process: positive regulation of ribosomal protein gene transcription by RNA polymerase II. The coding region runs from base 1 to 1401 and encodes 466 amino acids. Gene Ontology annotation, molecular function: DNA-binding transcription factor activity, RNA polymerase II-specific; RNA polymerase II cis-regulatory region sequence-specific DNA binding.
AUGCCCGCUCGAGAAUAUAAUUAUGAAGAAAAUUUUGGUGGAUAUAGCUCAUUAGAUGAGGAUGAUUCAGACAGGGACUCUGAACGUAGACAUCAUGAUCCAAGGCACCAGGCUGCAGCAACAAGUCCAGCAGGUGCAUCAAGACAUGCUGUGCUAAAUAGAUACAUGGUACCAGGCCGAAACAUCAAUCCCCUUUUCAGACCGACAGGCCCCGUUCAACCUUCAAUAACACAUACAUCAGCAUCAGCAUCGGCAACAGAUUCCACAACUAGAUCAGAUUCUGGAAGGCCGAAGGAGCCUCCUGAAACCAAUUUCAACGCAUUUCUUAUAUCGCAGCUGACCAGGAUGGAAGAGCAGAAUUCGAACCUAAAGGAAGAAAUCUGUUUAAUGAAAAAGGAACAAGAGCUUUUUUUCCUAGAAAACCAAAAAAAAUUAGAAAAGGGAUUCAAAGACAUCAACAAGUAUGUCGAGGAUGUUUCUGCGUUGAAAGAGGUCUUCAAAGAGGUAGUGGGGAUUAUGACCGGGGAAAGAAUACGAUUUAUAGAUCACACUGGAGAAAAUGUUACUCCUCAGGAAGCUGCUCGUAUUGGAAAUCCGUCAACUAGCACGCAAUCUCAUCAGGCUCACUCAAGACUAACGAAUUGGCAAGAAUACAGCAUGCACGCAAGCAUACUGGCCGGUGAUCCUCGUGUAAAACCUGAACCAGGACUAGCUGACUUUGAAGCUGGAGAAUACGAUGAAGGUCAAAGUGAUGGUAGCGUUAAUGAUGAGGGCGUUGCUCUCAAUAACCCGAGUAUCAUUCAUAACACCAACGAUAACAACAGUCAACAGGACCAUGACAUUGAAAACGGGAAUGAAGGUAGGAACAGCGACAGAAACGUCGGAACGUCUUAUAGACUAAAUCGUGCAAUUCAAAAUGUCACAGAUGCAGCUCGUGAAUAUUUCGAAGGCUUGCCUGGACAACCAUCAGUACUUUCCCUUGAAAGAAGGUACGGUUCCACUUGGAGACGAUCAGCCAAAGAAAGAACUCUUUUUACCAAGAGGAUGACCAUCAUCAAAAGAAUAAUAGAUAUAAAAGAAGAUCCAAGCAAAUAUGGUUUGUCAUUGCCUGGUAAUAAAAUAAAUAGGAACCAAGCUAUAAAAGWGGUAGAGAAUAUUCGAUUAGGCAAUAAUACAUUCAAGGGUCACCAUUGUCGAUUAUCGAUGUCUCAAUUAUACGAGUAUUUUUCCAAAAGAAUGGACAAACUUGAAGAUUAUUCGUUGACUCUAAAAAGAAGAGGUAAGCCAAGAAGGAUAUUUUUAUUGGAAGAAAGAGAAGCUAGACUAUCGCUACAACAACUAAACGGAGUACCAAAUACCAGUACUAGUACCCCAGAAAACGACCAUGUCACUGAACGCUAA